Molecule: messenger RNA, 7401 nt
Organism: Sordaria macrospora k-hell
Lineage: Eukaryota; Fungi; Ascomycota; Sordariomycetes; Sordariales; Sordariaceae
Source: RefSeq, a predicted model, not a curated record
AUGUCCCUCUUGUUCAAGGAACUAAUGAAAACCAGGUGGGAUAGCUCAGACCCCGAGAGGGCACCCCCACCGCUCCCGCUUCACCCUCAGUCUCCCGGUGUCUCUAGAGCCGGCACCUCGAGUGCGAUCCAGUCUGCCCAUGCCGCCUUGCAGGAAAAGGCCCGCGAGAGUGCUAACCUGGUACCACACAUCCCCAAGCGCGCCGCCGGUGAGCCGUCUCCAGAGAGGACCGAGAGGCCCCCGUUGCGUAACGCCGCUACGGCUGCGUCACAUCGCCGUCUGAACUCCCUCCAGAACAACACUGUCAAGGAUAUUAGUUUGAUGCUCGAGAGUGGUCACGUCCCCAAUACGUCUGCCUCGCGAUCACCAGAGAAGCACGACUUCAAGUUCGAUAGCAAACCCGAUACCAAGUUUGACAAGUACGAGAAACAAGAAAACAGCAAGCACGACAGGUACGAGACCAAGUACGAGACCAGGUACGAAAGACCGACUACCCCUACGAGGAGUCGCGAAAACCACGUCGAGUUCAAGGACGAAAAGGAAGACUUUUUAAAACCCGCUCCCGCCAUGGGGUCACCACGAACGGGUCCUAGUUUGACCCCCGGCGGCAUCUUGCGCCAAACCACCAGCACAAGCAGCAUGCGCCGACCACAUCAGAGCAUUCUCGGCGAGAACACGCCUCCUCAGUCGGCCACCAUGCUCGCCCUCCAGAACAUGAGCAGUGCCAGCCACCUCGGGACGUCGUCGACGGUCAGGGACUCGGAUCCCCUCGCUAACAUCACUAACGGCUCCAGCGGAUUGCCCAAGACGACUAUGACUCCCCAUGGCCUCGAGGCCUUGUCGAAUCAACUCCUCACCCUCACCGGCAUUGCGUCAGGUCUGCAAAAAGAAAUGUCGGCGCUUAGCAGGCGCAGCAGAGAUAAUGCUACAGACUUGCUCAGCUUGAAAGAGGCCACCAAUCAGCGCGAUGAGGAUAUUCGCAGGAGCUUGCGGGAGUUGAUUACCGAGGCCAAAUUGAGGGCCGCGCAGAGGGAAGCGUACGGAGGUGGUCCACCGUCGCCUACGUCGCUAAAGUCGCGGCCAUUCUCCCUGCCGCGAAUACCUUCGCCGCAUAGCUUUGGCGCGGAGUCGCUAUUGAGCACGCCAUCCCUCGUAGCCGAUACCUCGUCCAUUGCUCUCCUAGAAAAGAUCCUUCAUGACAUGGGAACAAAAGAGGGCCAAGAGUCGCUUCUCUCGAGGCUUAACGAACUCGCCCGCCAGCUUUCCGGCUUUUCCACGGCUGAAAAGCUAGAAGAGAUUAUCCGCCUUGUCAAAGCCAACCAGCACCAUGCCCUUGUACCAGCUACUGGCGGAGGGGGGAAAGGCGGUAACGGUGGUGGUGGUGGCGGCGGCGGUGGUCGCAACCAUGCCUGGAGCUUCAGCGAAGACGAAGACGGCCGAAACCGCGUAGGCCGAAUGCUCGAAGAAUCCGGAAACUCGCCGGCGCAAACACUCGGGUCCCGAACUAUUGAUCCCAUGAACGAUGAAAUCCUCUCUGCCCUGCGCUCAGUCAAGGACCACAUUGCCCAAGGCGGUAGCCUCACCAGCGACGUCAAGUCCCUCGUCAAGGAACUGCGCGGUGAAGUCCAGGGCAUGGGUCAAGAGAUUGGUCGUCGACUUAACGAAGUGUCCUCCAAGUCUUCCCAGACCCUCCCCGUCGACAACUCCACAAAGGAAGCCAUGAACAAGAUUGUCGCAGACGGCCUAGAAGAAAUGCGCCAGAACAUGGUCAACAUCGUGCACGAGCACCGAAAGAAGGCACAAGAGACAGUUGCGGCCGCACCUCGAAUCGACUCCAUGAUUGACUACCGAGAGAUCUACAACAGCAUGCGUGCUGCCCUCAAAGAUUCGCAGGCCAACAAGCCGCGCGUACAGGAGCUUCGCAGGGAGGACGUCGUGCAGGCGGUCCAGGAUGCUUUCGAAAAGUACAAGCCCGAGAUCGAAAUCCAGCAGAUUGGAUUGGAGAGGCAUGAGGUUCUGGACUGUUUGAAGGAGGGCCUAGGGAUGUAUCUUCCAAAGGAAACAGCUUCCAAACAAGAUGUGUUUGCUGCUGUCAACGAGGGUAUCAGCAAAUUUGAGACUGUCUCCCGGGACGAUGUCCUCGAGUCUGUCAGGGAAUGCCUGGAUGAGUUCGACUUCCCCGUCACCCCGCAGCUUUCGAAAGACGACAUCCUGAGCGCGGUCAAGGAUGGCUUGAGCGACUUCCCUAAGCCCCUGAAGCGUCAAGAGUUGGUAGAUGCCAUGGACGAGAGCCUCAACAAGUUCAACUUUACUGAUGACAUGGCCGAAGCGGUGCAAGAUGGUGUACGGUCCCUGGACCUGCCAAAGGAUAUGCAAACCGCCGUCACCAAGGCCCUGGAAACAUUCGAUUUCUCCUCCACCGGAUCGUCAAGCGAAGCCAUGAUCGACGCCGUCCAGGAAGCUUUUGAAACCAUGGAUCUGCCCUGCGACGUCAGCCGCGCCGUCGUCAAAGCCCUGCAAACCCCCGAGUUUGCCCAGCACAUCGCUUCUUACAUCCCCCGUCCUGAUCUGUCGCGUGUCGACCUUGCUGAUGCCGUCCGCGAAGGAUUCGAUGCGCUCGAUAUCUCUGGAGAUGUCGUCCGCGCCGUCAGAGAAGGCCUCAAAGAGCUGGAUCUCUCCGAAUUAUCCGGUUCACAUUCCAAGGCUCUCGUCCGCCACGGUGCCACUCCUCCCUCCAUCUUGAAGCCCGAAACGGAAGAAAUCAUCGAGCGACUGUACGAAAUCCGUGAUUCGCUAAGGGACGAAUUCCGCGCCUUCUCCGAAAACAGCAAGCCCACCUCCCGUGGUGGUGACGCCGCCGAGAGGACUUCGCCAGACAUUACCAUGGACGGGUUCGAGAAACUCAGACAUGACAUCGAAGCGUACGUCGACCGCGCCCGCAUCGACGGCAACUCCGACGAUUUGAUCCCGCACAUGACUGAAACGUUGGAGAAAUUUAGGGAGGAAGUGGCGGAGCUGGUGAAGAAGGCAAGCCAGAGCACCAACGACCUGCUAAGGGAGGAACUCGAAUCACUCCGCGACGUUGUCAACGGCACCUUGGUCCCCGUCACGCCACUGUCGCAGCCCGGCGGCGGCAGCAAUACCGAGAUUCUCGAAGCCAUCGGUGCCAUUCGUAAGGAGAUGGGCAACACCACCAAAUCUCAGCAGCAAGCCGGUGGAGUCGAUGGUGGGAUAACGGAGACCCGGAUCCUUGAUGCUCUCCAGGAGGGGCUGGGUGAUCUGAAGAGGCGUAUCGACAAGCUCGCUAACAAACCUGGUGACCACCUCUCGGCUAAUGACGAGAUUCUGGAUGCGCUCAAGGAGGGCCUGAAGGGCGUCAGAGCUGAUCUUGAAGAGCUCAGGGCUGGAGGCGGAUUUGAUGACGAGUUCGCGCUGACGCCUUUUAGCAAGAACGGCGAUCAACCUUCGAAGCAGCUCGGUCAUGGUCAUCAUGCUGAGGAGAUUAGAAGUCUUCAUGCUAUGGUUGAUAAGCUGGGCAAGAAGGUGGAUGCUAUGGAGAGUGGUGGUGCUGGUUCGCCAAAGGCUGCGGCUGGUGCCAACACCGCUACCUCCAAGUCUGAGCUAGGCGAGGUUGAAGUCUUGCUGAGGAAGUUGAUCGACUCCGUUGCUUCCCUUGCUGCCCGCGAGCAGCAGCAGCAAAAGAUUAACCUCUCGCCUCUCGAAGAGACCGUUCGCUCUCUACAGGCUUCGGUCGAUACCGCGAUUGGGGGUUUACGCAAGUCGAUUGAUGAGUGGACCAAGGCUAGAUCGUCAUCAACCGCCGAACCUGAGCUACUGCCCACCAGCGAACCUACCGAUCCGGCUACGAAGGAGGACGUCCAAGCCAUUGAGACAAUUCUUCGGAAUACCAAAGACAGUUUGGAUGACUUUGUCAGUGCCCAGGGAGAGCAAGCAAACCAAGCUAAGAAGGAGCAUUUGGAUCAGUUGGAGGUGCUACUGGUGGAGACAAAGACCAGUCUGGGAGAUUUGUCAAAACAAGUGGAGGAUGUGUCCAAGAAGGAGGAUGUUUCCGCCCUGGAGUCACUCAUCACCAAGAUGGCCAUCGCCUUUGACGAGAUGAAGACCCGCGACGAGAAGGAUGACUCGGACAAGCUCACCAAGGCUGAUCUUGAGGCUGUUGAGACUGUUUGUCUUGAGGUCAAGUCCCUGCUUUCGUCAAGGCCUGUUACCACUGAUGCCACCGACUCGACCAGCGCCGCCACCAGUCACCCCGAUGUGGACAGCAACUUCAAGACGUUGACCGAGAAGCUUCAGGCUCAAGCCGAGGCCAGCACCAAGGCAAAUGGCGACAUCACCGAUCGGGUGUCCGAAGUCAAGUCCCUCAUCGAAGAGUUCCACGAAGUCAUCAAAGCUAAACUCACUGAUGGAGCCAAGGGGGUGGACUCCAUUCACAAGGUCCUGACUCCCAUGAGCGAGAUUGUCAAGCAGAACGCGACGCUGCAGGGCGAGCUUAUGGAGCUGUGGGGUGGUAUGAAGGAGGGUUUUGAAGAAGGACGCACCACCAUCGACAAGGCAAAGACCGAUAUCGAGACCAAGAUUGAGGAGCUUCAGACGGCGCAGGGCGGUGAGAUCAAAGAGGCUGUGGUUGCGACGAAGACGCAGGUGGAGGAGCUCAAGGCUGUGCUGGAGCCUCUCAGCGGCACUGUCACUGAGGCGGUGGAGAAAAUGGAGGUUUCAAGCAAGACUGUUUUCGAAAGGGUGGAUGAGCUGGUGGCCAAGGCAGAUGAGAAUCAUCUUGAUGUCAAGGCUGAGCAUACCCUUACUCAGGAGCAGGUGCAGGAGAUGUCUGGCAAGGUUGAUACUUUGCAGAGUCUGGUUGCUGAGCAUCAGCCCAAGGUUGCGGAGAAUAUGCAAGAGGUUCUUGCUCUUGUCGGUCAGCAUUUUGAGCACUCCAAGACGACGACGGAGGGUUUGCAGACCAAGGUCAUUGACGCCAUGCCUACUGUUAACGAGAAGCUUGAUAAGCUUGUUGGUCAGACUGCUCAGCUUGCUGUUCUUGAAGAGGUCCACGAGCAGGUGAAGAAUACUUCUUCUGAGCUCGCUGGGUUCAUUGCUGCUCAGACUCAACGUGCUGUUGAAGAGGACGAUAAGAAAAAGAAGAUCCUGCAGGAGACCACCAUUGCUCUCGAGCGCCAGCUUGCUGAGAAGGAAUCCAUUGAGACUCGUCUGGCUGAACUCAAAGAGGAGGAAGCCCGCAUUAAGGAGAGCAUCAAUGUUACUUUGCGUGAGGAGCAGGAUCAGCUCAAGUCUCAGUUCUUGGAGAACUUGCAACAGGAACAAGCACGUCUGAAGCAGAUGAACGAGUCCCUCAAACAGGAGCAGGAGGAGUUGAAGAGUACUUUCUUGGCUAACUUGGCUGAGGAGGAACAUCGCCUCAAGACGCUCAAUGAGUCCCUCAGAAAAGAACACGAGGAGGCCAAGGCGGUGUUUAUGGCUGGUCUGAAGGAGGAGGAGACGAGGCUGAAGGAGUUGAAUGCUUCACUCAAGGAAGAGCAGGAGACCUUGAAGAAGACGUUCACCACUAAUCUCCAGGAGGAACACGACCGUCUCAUGGAGAUGAACGUUGCUCUCAAGGAAGAACACGACACCAUGAAGAAGACCUUCGCUGCUAACCUCCGCGAUGAGCGUGACCGUCUAAUCGAGCUCAACUCUGCCCUCAAAGCCGAGCACGAGUCGCUCAAGCGGAGCUUCCUUGCCGUUUUGAAGGACGAAGAAGCCCGUCUGAAGGAAUCCAACGACGCCCUGCGCGAAGAACAGCAACUUCUGAAGGAUAAGUUCCUCAAGAACCUGCGCGAGGAGGAGUCUCUACUCAAGGAAGUCAACGAGGGUCUGAGGCAAGAGCAGAAAGAACUUAGGAGCUCCUUCCUUGCUGCGUUCCAGGAGGAAGAAAGACGGUUAAAGGAGAUCAAUGCCUCGUUGAGAGAAGAGCAGGAGGAGAUGAAGGCUAUCUUCCGCGAGGAGCAGGAGAAGCUCAAGGUGGACUUGCUGGCCAAUCUGAUGGAGGAGGAGUGUCGCCUCAAGGAACGCAACGAGGCCUUGCGCAAGGAACAUGAUAAACUCAAGGAACAGUUCCUGGCUGAUUUGCGCGCUGAGCAGCAGGGUAUCAAACACAACCUUGUCGAGCUGCGCGGGGAGCAAGAGGAUUUGGUGCGCAAGAAGUCAAGACUUACGGCCGAUCUUUCGUCGCUUGACACUGCCCUCCGCCUCAGAAGAGAAGAACUCCACGAGAUGGAAACCCGCGCUGAGACGCUCGAGCGUCGUAUCCUCGAGGGUGUCAUGGAUCAUUCUCGUCUGCUGCUCAUGGCCAAGGGGAAGCGAUUCACCACGGGCGUUGGUCGCGAAAGCAUGAAUCGCAAGCGUGUACCGUCGCAGAUGUCGACUCGCGCUCCUAGCGUCGUUUCCAGAAUGGACUCCAGACAGCCCACGUCUGCAUUGAACAUGGCUGCUAUCAACGCCAAGCCUAGUGCCAGAACUCCUAAGAUGGGCUCUGCCGCGGGAGCAUCGGCGUCUAACAGGCGGAUUUUGUCACUGAGUCAGAUGGUCAGCGGAGGUUUGCCAGGCGGUGGCAUCAAGCGCAGCAAUAGCGUUAGGAACGGGGCUGGCGGUGGUGGUGUCGCGGCUGCUAAGGCGGCUGUUGCUGCUCAUCAUGACAAUCCUACUAGACCCAAGGCUGGUGAAAGGAAAGGUAGUUGGGCGACAACUUCUUCACGUUCGACAGCGACAGCUAAAGGGUACGGUGAUUUAUCCAAGGGCUCGGAGGAUAAAGAGCCCUCUUUGAAGGAAACGGACGAUGAAGAUGAAGAGGGUUACGACACCGCUACUCCACCUGUUGACGUCCGUUCCGGGUCCGACGACGACAUGGUGCACGUGGAUGAUGACGCACGCACCGAGUCCUCUUCCCGCUACGGCGACGGCGACGAUCACGGAAAUGAAACAGAAGCGGACGAAACUGCCACUUUGCGAAGAUCUUCCCAGGGCACAACAGUCAUCACCUCUUCUUCCCGCUCCGGCCGAUCUGCCCGCUCCAACAACAGCCAUGAUGACGACGGUGAAAGCCAAUACAGCCACGACCAAUCCCAAUACUCCCAAGAUGACGACGACUACUCCGACUACGAAACAGGCGACGAUAGUGAAGACGGCUCGUGGACUGAGAGGGGUAGUGCCGUCUCGGGCACCACUGGGACAAGCAGGACCGCACCGAGUUUUGCGCCGAGUGCGAGUGUGAUGUCAGUGGCGAGUUCGAGGAUGUCGAAGGCUAGUAAGAUGAGCAAGGAUUCGGGGAUCAGUGGGAUCAGUGGUACUAGUGGAAUUCCUAGGGCGAAGGCUGCUAAUGGGGGGUAA